UCGACGUCCACCAUCGAGCUUUAAUUCGUUUCCACUCGAUCCUCUUUCUUUUCCUUUUCUUCGAAUUCGUGUCGUUGUCCGAGUCCGUGGCUCGGGUCGAGUCGAGCGAAAGGUUGUCAUCGAUUUAGAAGAGAAGAGAAAUAACAAACAACCGACCAGGAUGCACUCCCAGAUCAUCGUUUUCGCACAAACACGUCCGCAUCCACGUGCCUUAUCACGUGCAUACGGUCCAUCAUCAUCAUGUGAAGAAGGUGCCGGUGCAUCACGUAGAGAAGGUGCACGUUCCUGUUCCAAUUCCCAUCCAUCACGUGCAAAAGGUGCCAGUUCCAGUGCCAGUCCAUCACGUCGAAAAAGUUCACGUACCUGUUCCGAUUGUCGAGAAGGUCCCUGUACCUGUACCUGUACACGAAGAAAAGGGGUGGUGGUAAUGAGAGCGCUUCGCUCUUCGGCUUGUUAUUAUUUAGGUAAUUAGAAGAAAAAUCUCUUCCUUACGUUAGUGAGAUUCAAAUGCUCGUGAUUUUGAUUAGAAUGUGAUUACCAAUCGAUGAAUAUUUAAAUAUUUUUUUAUAAGGGGCAAAAAAAAAGAACAGCGUUGGGAACCA
Messenger RNA from Heterotrigona itama, 602 nucleotides. NCBI's taxonomy places the organism in Eukaryota, Metazoa, Arthropoda, Insecta, Hymenoptera, Apidae. The record is from the annotation of a GenBank genome assembly.